Molecule: messenger RNA, 1612 nt
Organism: Cephus cinctus (wheat stem sawfly)
Lineage: Eukaryota; Metazoa; Arthropoda; Insecta; Hymenoptera; Cephidae
Product: myb/SANT-like DNA-binding domain-containing protein 3
Exons: 2
Coding region: 248-1234 (328 amino acids)
Source: RefSeq, a predicted model, not a curated record
UUGUGCAUUUCCCCACUCAUCUCUGAUAUGUAGAGUCCAGCAUAAUCUUUCCAACCUGACUUUAGGACUAGUUACUGGCACAUCUCAUUGGAGGAGUCCAGAGGAGUCAGCCAUAAGGAAAGGAUGGAAGGACUCUUCUCUGAUAACACUACGAUCGUUUUCCUUCUAUGUAGGUUUCGUGCUGCUGACUUCGGUGUGCAAGGCGCAUUAGUUAACAAUAAUAAAUAGUAUAACUUAAUAUACCGACAUGGAAAAAACAGAAAGGAAGAAGCGGACGUCAAAUUUCACUGAGGUGGAAAAAAUUAUGUUGGUUGAUUUAAUCAACGAAAAAAAGCAUGUAAUAGAAAAUAAAGUAACAAACAGUGCAACUAUCAAGGAAAAAGAAAAAUGUUGGGAGGAAAUAACCAAUAAAUUUAACAGUGCCUCUACUUUCACAUAUCGAGAUACGCAGGUAUUGCGAAAUUGUUGGGACAAUAUCAAAAAACGAAAAAGAAAAUACUUCGCGGACGGAAGAAAAGAAGUGUUAAAAACGGGAGGCGGACAGUAUCAUUUUGAAGACAAUUCAUUGGCCAGCAAAACAAGAGAAAUCAUCAGGUCAUCAGUGGAUGGAAUGUUCAAUGAUGUUGACAGCGAUUGUAUUUCAUCAGCCAUCGAUAAAGAGAACAUGUCACCAUCUGAGGAUAUAUCGUUCCGAGAAGCAGGAAUGAAUGAAACCGUUGUGAUCGAUUCACUUGAUGAUUCCAAGGAAUAUGAAGUAGAAUACCUUCCAGAAUACGAACAUAUAUGUUUACGAACCAAUGAAAAAGAGAUUGAUCCGACAAUGAAUGCCCUUGAAGUGAAAGUAUCUGCAGGCGAAAAAGCAUCAAAUCCGUCAACAUCAAUUGAUGAAAACAAAUCGACAGUACAAAGGAAUCUGAUUAGAAAGAACCAGCAGUUGCAAAGAAAAUUAAAUCGUUUUUAUAAUACGACGGUACCAAAAACGACCAGAGAAUCCAGCAACAAAAAAAUCGCUCAAUUUACUAAAUUAACUGAAUCAAAAAUAACAUUAAGUGAAAUUCUGGCAAAAAAUGAAACAGAAAAACACUCCAUUGAAAUGGCGAUUGCUGAAAAAACAUUGAUUCGUGAGAAACUAGAAAUAGACGUUUUAAAAACAGAAUUAGAAAUAAAAAAGACCAUCUUAAUGCGGGAAAAAUCUAAAAAUGCCAUGUUGGGAAUAAUAAAUAAAACAGAAUAAAGAUAAAAUUACACAAAUCGUCACUGCUUUAUUCAUUAAAACCUUUCUCAAUAUUUGUUACUUAUUAUAAAUCAUAGGUUCUCAAAUUUUUACAAAACAAUAAUUUCCAAAAUCAAUUUUAUGCACAAUUCAAUCUUCUGGUGAAUGUCCUUGAAUUCCUUCUAUUACUUAUAAUUCGAAUUAUGAAGUGUCGACUUGAUUCCGGGCUUUUACAACCUGUGAAGAAGCAAAUAUUAUUAUAUCAUUGGAAUAAAUACAAUUUGUAAUUUUAAGAAAACUAUGUCGUCACUAUUACUGAAAUAUCUAUGUUAACACACUGAACACUUUUUUGUACUGGAAUCGAAUAUUAUUUAAGAAAAUAAAUGGAAUUUUUAUACA